UUAAAGCAACAAAUAACAAAAUGGUAAGGGACAAGCCAAUUCGAGCCCAUAUGGAUUCAGCAGAUACAAAAUUCAUCAUGCUCGAGUAAGAUAUAUUAUUUGACAGCUACCGGACGCUAAAUUCAACCUUUCUUUCACUUUUUUCAACCGUUUUAUAUUGCUUUCUGUAGAGACCUAUUCUUCUUCAGGGCCAUACACGUGCGCUGACGCAGGUCAAGUACAACCCCGACGGCGACCUGCUCAUGACAGUGUCAAAGGACAACGUAGCCAAUCUGUGGUACUCGCACAACGGUGAGCUCGUUGGCACCUACGAGGGCCACCAGGGUAGCAUCUGGAGCAUCGACUGCAACAACGCCACCACGCUGAUUGUCACCGGUGCGGCCGACAACACUGCACGGCUGUGGCAUGCUGAGACCGGCAAGGAGCUGCACAAAUGGGACUUGCCCACGGCCAUCAAGCGCAUCGAGUUCUCGCACGACGACCGCUACGUGCUGAUGGUCACUGAGGAGCGCAUGGGUUACAAGAGCGGAAUCUAUGUGUUUGCCAUUGACAAUAGCAUGCCGGAGCAGAGCAACGAGCCCGUGGUUAUCCUCAGGCCAUCACCGUCCAAGGCUACUGUGGCCGCAUGGAGCUACCUGGACAAGUACAUUGUUGCUGGCCACGAGGACGGCUCUCUGACGCUGUACGACUGGGCGAACGAGGAGAUUGUGCGCCGUGCAUCCGAUGCCCACACCGAGCGGGUCACCGAUAUGCAGAUGUGGAAGGACGGCUCGUACUUUAUUACCAGCAGCAAGGACAAGACCGCUCGUCUGUUCGAGACCACCACGCUGACCCCCACGAAGGUGUACAAGGCCGAUACUGGAAUCAACAGCGCUGCCAUGACCCCUACCCAGGACCUGGUUGUUCUUGGUGGUGGCCAGGACUCCAGCCAGGUCACAACUACGUCGUCGCGCCAGGGCAAGUUCGAGUCGCGCUUCUACCACAAGAUCUUCGAGGACGAGGUCGGUCGCGUCAAGGGUCACUUCGGUCCCAUCAACAGUCUGGCUGUCCAGCCUGACGGAAAGGCCUUUGCCUCCGGUGGUGAGGAUGGUUAUGUGCGCGUGCACCACUUUGAUGUCGACUACUUCAAGUUCAAGUACGAUUACUGAUCUUGUCUUGGUUUCAUUUUCUUUACCCCUCCCUGAUCCUUCAAUCGCCUCGAUAGCGGCUUGUAGUAGCAUAAGUUGGGCUUUUAUUUUAUAAAAAAAGAAAGCCAAUAAGUAGUCUAACCCAAACUUUCGGACUUGAUACAAGAAUAAAAAAUAUUUAUUUUCCCCAAAA
Messenger RNA from Kickxella alabastrina, 1320 nucleotides. RefSeq names its product eukaryotic translation initiation factor 3 subunit I. Lineage: Eukaryota; Fungi; Kickxellomycota; Kickxellomycetes; Kickxellales; Kickxellaceae. Bases 243 to 1148 code for a protein of 301 amino acids. Gene Ontology annotation, biological process: cytoplasmic translational initiation. The transcript has a single exon. Gene Ontology annotation, cellular component: cytoplasm; eukaryotic translation initiation factor 3 complex, eIF3m. Gene Ontology annotation, molecular function: RNA binding; translation initiation factor activity; protein binding. The record is from RefSeq and is a predicted model, not a curated record.